Messenger RNA from Macrosiphum euphorbiae (potato aphid), 996 nucleotides. The record is from the annotation of a GenBank genome assembly. NCBI's taxonomy places the organism in Eukaryota, Metazoa, Arthropoda, Insecta, Hemiptera, Aphididae.
AUGGCGUCCAGACGAUUCGAUCCGAAAGGCAAAGAAUCAUAUUCAGCCGUCAAAUAUGUGCAGGUCGAAGGACUGGCAUUGAUGAAAAUUGCGAAACACUGCCAUGAAGAGUGUGCCAGUGACGUGAUCAUCGCUCAAGGAGCACUUUUGGGUCUGGUCGUCGAAGACCGUCUCGAGAUCACCAAUUGUUUUGCCUUCCCAAAAAGCGUUGAUGAAUCUAUCAAUGAUGAAAAAUAUCAAUUGGAUAUGAUGAAAAGUCUUCGUCAAGUUAAUGUUGAUCAUUAUCACGUUGGAUGGUAUCAAAGUUCUGACGUUGGAAAUUUUUUGAGUUUGCCAUUGUUGGAAUCACAAUUUCACUACCAGACUAGCAUAGAAGAGUCUGUCGUUUUAAUUUUCGAUGCUCCCAAAACCAAUCGUGGAUUUUUGUCUUUAAGUGCUUACCGUCUUACACCUCAGGCUUUAACUAUGUUUAAAGAAAAUGAUUUUCUGCCAGAUACAUUGAAAUCAUUAAAAGUUGGUUAUGAUCAUUUAUUAGUGAAAGUUCCAGUUGUUAUAAAAAACUCAACAUUGACUAACAUUCUUCUCUCAGAAUUAAGUUUUAAAAUUAAGGUUGAAGAAGGCUCUGAACAUUUGGAUAUUGGCACUGCUACUGUUUUGGAAGGGCAAUUACGUCAUUUAAUGGACAGAGUAGAUGAUCUAAAUCAAGAAGCCAUCAAAUUCAAUCGUUACCAACAAGCAGUUGUUCGUCAAGCUACGGAUAAACACCGUUACUUACAGAAACGAGCUAUAGAAAAUCAAGCACGAGCAGCGAAAGAAGAGCCACCAUUACCUGAAGAAGACAUUACUAAGAUAUUUAGAGCAUUACCAGUACCUCCUAGAUUACCACCCAUGUUAAUGGCUACUCAAGUUGAUUCAUAUGCUGAAGAAAUAGCUAAAUUUUCUACUCAGUCUUUGGCUAAAUUGUAUAUGACCAAAGCUAUGAACACAAACAACUGA